AUGGCCUGUCCGUAUGCACGAUUUAUUGAAAAUGAUAAUGAAAAUGAAAUAUCAACAGCAACAGCUAAAUUAACAAUCAAUGGUGCAGUAAAUAAUGAUGCUCUUGCUGAAAUACUUUCAUUAACUGGUUAUGGUCAAACAAGUUCAGUUAAACCUGAAUUAAAACGUUUACCAUCAAGUGAUGAAUUAGUUAACUAUAGUAAUUAUUUACAAUUAAAUAAACUUCUCGAUUCUCAAUUAUUAAUAAGUGCUAAACAUGAUCAAAAUAAAAAAGCUGUUCAUGAUGAACAUUUAUUUAUAAUUAUACAUCAAAGUUUUGAACUUUGGUUUAAACAAAUUAUAUGGGAACUUGAUUCACUUCGAGAAAUAUUUGCUAAUAAACUUAUUGAUGAAACACAUAUGUUUGUAUCAAUAAAUCGUCUUCAACGAUGUGUACAAAUUUGGCAUCUAUUAUGUGAUCAAAUAAGUAUAUUAGAAACCAUGACACCACUUGAUUUCAUGGAAUUUCGAUCUUAUUUAUCACCGGCUAGUGGUUUUCAAAGUUUACAAUUUCGUUUAAUUGAAAAUAAAUUAGGUUUAACAGAUAAAUCACGUGUUGUUUAUAAUCAAACAUCAUAUAAAAAUGUUUUUCCAAGUGCAAAUGAACAAAAAGACUUAACAGGUUCAUUAGAAGAACCAACAUUAUUCAUGCUUAUUGAACGAUGGCUUGAACGAACACCUGGUCUUGAAGAUACAAGUUUUAAUUUUGUUGAAAGAUAUAAACAAGCUGUUGCUCAAUAUAUUAAAUUUCUUCAAACAAAUGCUGAAAGUGAACCAAAUCCAACAGCACAUCAUGCAGCACUGGAAGAUGUAAAAAAAACGGCUGAUACAUUUCGAUCAUUAAUCGAUGAAAAAUUUCAUCAACAAUUAGUAGCAAGAGGUGAUCGACGUCUCAAUCAUCGAGCUAUAUUUGGUGCUUUAAUGAUCAUGCUCUAUCGAGAACAACCACGUUUUCAAGGUCCUUAUCAAAUUUUAUCAUUAUUAAUGGAUAUCGAUGCACUUAUUACUAAAUGGCGAUAUAAUCAUUUGAUAUUGGUUCAACGACAAAUCGGUAACAAACAAGGUACAGGUGGUUCCGCUGGUUAUAGUUAUUUACGAUCAACUUGCAGUGAUCGUUAUAAAGUAUUUAUUGAUUUAUUUAAUCUUGCAUCAUUUCUUAUUCCACGUGAAUUUAUACCAAAAUUAACUAGUGAAAUGAAAUUACGUUUAUCUAUAGCUAGUGUUAAUGAAACAUUAACGAAAGAUGAAUGUGAAGAAUUUGAAAAGAAUUCAAAAGAAAAUGAUUCUAUAUCUACUGAUGAAGUUCAUUCAAUAAAAAAUUAA
Molecule: messenger RNA, 1362 nt
Organism: Adineta steineri
Lineage: Eukaryota; Metazoa; Rotifera; Eurotatoria; Adinetida; Adinetidae
Source: the annotation of a GenBank genome assembly